AUGUCCGCGCGCCGUCUGGGUAUUGUCAAAGUGCCGCAGAUGGCUGAGUCACUCACGGAGGGUACGCUGAAGGAGUGGAACGUCAAGGUUGGCGACUUUGUGAAAGAGAGUCAGGAGAUUGCCACCAUAGAGACGGACAAGAUUGAUAUUUCCGUCAAUGCGCCUGAAUCAGGUACCAUAGCUGAGUUUUUCGCCGAGCCGGAGGACACGGUCAAGGUCGGUGAGGACCUGUUGAAGAUUACCGAGGGUGAUGCACCACCCGAAGGCGCCUCUGCGGGUGAGGAGAAGGAACAGCCGAAGGAAGAAAAGGAGGAGGACGACAAGGAGUCUAAGGAGCCCGAGUCCAAGAAGGAGCCCGAGUCCAAGAAGGAGCCCGAGCCCAAGAAGGAGCCCGAGCCCAAGAAGGAGCCCGAGCCCAAGAAGCCCGAGCCCAAGAAGCCCGAGCCCAAGAAGUCUGAGCCCAAAAAGUCCGAGUCCAAGGAAUCCACGCCGUCCAUUUCCUCCCCCACUCCCGGUUCGCGCAACGAGAACCGUGUCAAGAUGAACCGCAUGCGCAAGCGCAUUGCCGAGCGCUUGAAAGAGUCACAGAACACCGCGGCGUCACUCACGACGUUUAACGAAAUCGACAUGACGAACCUGAUGGAGUUCCGCAAGCGCAACAAGGACCGUGUAUUGAAAGAGACGGGUGUCAAGUUUGGGUUUAUGGGCGUCUUUGCCAAGGCAUGCGCCAAGGCCCUGGAGGAGAUUCCCGCUGCGAACGCGAGCAUUGAGGGACCUGCACCUGGCGACGCGAUUGUCUACCGCGAUUAUGUUGACCUGAGCGUCGCUGUGAGCACAGAAAAGGGUCUUGUCACGCCCGUCGUGCGCAAUGCAAACGACAUGAGCAUCCUGCAGAUUGAGAAUGAAAUUGCAAACCUCGGCAAAAAGGCGCGCGACAACAAACUUUCUUUGGAGGACAUGUCUGGCGGCACGUUUACUAUCUCCAACGGCGGUGUCUUUGGCUCGCUGUUUGGCACGCCGAUCCUCAACUUGCCGGGUGCUGCGAUUCUUGGUAUGCACGCAAUCAAGGAGAAGCCCUGGGUUGUGGAUGGCAAGGUCGAAGUGCGCCCGAUCAUGGUCGUUGCUUUGACGUACGACCACAGGAUUUUGGACGGCCGCGAGGCUGUUACGUUCCUUGUGCGCCUCAAGGAAUACGUUGAGGAUUUGCCAACGAUGCUUUUGUAA
Malassezia vespertilionis is the source of this 1224-nucleotide messenger RNA. It is a transcript of the gene KGD2, whose product is annotated as dihydrolipoyllysine-residue succinyltransferase. Gene Ontology annotation, cellular component: oxoglutarate dehydrogenase complex. Bases 1 to 1224 code for a protein of 407 amino acids. Gene Ontology annotation, biological process: tricarboxylic acid cycle. Lineage: Eukaryota; Fungi; Basidiomycota; Malasseziomycetes; Malasseziales; Malasseziaceae. The record is from RefSeq and is a predicted model, not a curated record. Gene Ontology annotation, molecular function: dihydrolipoyllysine-residue succinyltransferase activity. The transcript has a single exon.